AUGCCGCCCCCCAUUCAACUCUUUCUAACUACCAUCGUAUCUCAGCCAAAAUUACGGCAGCGUCAAGAGUAUAUUCUUCGAAUACUUCAAGUAAAGAAGAUCCCCUACAUAUCCUACGAUCUCGCUUCGGAUGAGAAUGCGAAGCGUUUGUGGAGACGUAAAGCCCUCCAGGAAAUCAGGAUCUUCCCGACAUUCGACAAAUUUGAAGAAGCGGUAGAAUACAACGAACUUAACCUCUUCCUCCGAUUGGACGAAGAUUGGGACGAAGCUAUCGACGGAAAGACACUUGAAGCUCAGCCUGCCAUCGGCGUACCAGGUGUCGUCACCCCCGAAAAGAUAACAGGGCAAAAACCAAGUUUCGCUCCAGCGGGAAGUGUACCUAUUCCUGCUGUAAGAGAAGGGGAGGUCGAUUUAGGAGAGGUUCUGGAAGGAUACGGAUUACAAGGUGUCAAGAUUACACCAGACGAAAUAACCGAUCUCGUCCAGAUGCUCGGAUUAAACGACGAGGAAUCGAAAGAUCUGAUCGGAGGCUUAGAUUUCAGUGUACCAAAACCCGCAACGCCUUCGACAACCGACACGGCGCCGUCAUCGCAUCCUGGACAAAAGAGUCAUUCGUCCACACCGUCCAAACGACCUCCAACAUCGAUCGACACAAGUGCCCUGCAGUUGAAGACUCUGAACACCAACUCGUUCAAGAGUCUGAUGAAGAGAACGAUGGCGAGGAGGGUGACGAUUCAGGACUUGACGAACCCCCAGAUCCAACUCUUCCUCGACUCAUCAGGAAACGCACGGAUAGACGACCUUUGCAAUCCCCAUUAA
This is a messenger RNA of Cantharellus anzutake, 819 nucleotides long. RefSeq lists its product as uncharacterized. The record is from RefSeq and is a predicted model, not a curated record. The coding region runs from base 1 to 819 and encodes 272 amino acids. Lineage: Eukaryota; Fungi; Basidiomycota; Agaricomycetes; Cantharellales; Hydnaceae. The transcript is spliced from 5 exons.